Molecule: messenger RNA, 2793 nt
Organism: Eimeria mitis
Lineage: Eukaryota; Apicomplexa; Conoidasida; Eucoccidiorida; Eimeriidae
Exons: 8
Coding region: 1-2793 (930 amino acids)
Biological process (GO): RNA export from nucleus; protein import into nucleus
Cellular component (GO): nuclear pore; nuclear pore central transport channel
Molecular function (GO): structural constituent of nuclear pore; phospholipid binding
Source: RefSeq, a predicted model, not a curated record
AUGUUCGGAGCCGCAGCCCCCGGGACAGCUGCAGGGGGGGGCCUCUUCGGCUCGGCCUCACAGACCCCAGCAGCAACAGGAACAACCACCGGCCUCUUUGGGGGUGGUGGUACAACAGCAGCAGCAUCAGGAACAACACCAGCAGCAGGCACAGGAGUAGCGAAUACAGGCGCUGCAGCUAACACCGCAGGGGCCCCAGCCACAGGUGGAACAGGCUUUGGUUUGUUUGGGGGGGCCUCCUCAACUACUCCUGCAACAAAUACUACAGGGGGGGGCCUCUUCGGGUCUACUGCUACUGCUGCUCCUGCUGCUUCUGCUGCUCCUGCUGCUGCUUCCGGGGGCCUCUUUGGGAAUACCACUACCGGCACUACUGGGGGGGGCCUCUUCGGCAGCAGCAGCGGAGCGAACGCAGCAACAGGCACAGGAGGAGGGGGCCUCUUUGGUGGUCUUUCCACGGGUACAGCUGCCCCCAGCAAUACUGCUGCUGCAACUCCUGCAGCAGCAACAACGGGGGGCCUCUUCGGUACCACGGCAGCAACAGGAACAGCAGCACCUGGUGCAGCAACAGGGGGAGGCCUCUUUGGGGCUCCCAAGCGUACAGCAUCAACUCCGACAACAGGGGGUCUCUUUGGCAGCAGCACGAACACCGGGGGUGGUCUCUUUGGUAGUAGUAGCAGCAGCAGCAGCAACGCCACCAGCAGCAACACGGGGGGCCUCUUCGGCAGCAGCAACACGGGGGGAGGCCUCUUCGGCACUAGUAGCAGCAGCAGCAAUACUGGCGGAGGCGGCCUGUUUGGAGGCAGCAGCAACACUGCCAGCAGCAGCAGCAGCAGCAGCAGCAACGGGAAGGGAAUCAACAUAAGCACAGCGGCAUUUGGGGCGAUAGACUGGCGUGCUGCUGCGCUGCUGCCGCGGCAGCCCACACUAGAGAGUCUGGGUCGGGUGCUGCAGCAGCUGCCUCAGGGGGCCCGCGAGGUGGAGAUACACCUGAGAGAGCAAGAGAGACAGCUGGAGUCUCUGCAGGCCCAAACCCUCGCCUUAAAGAAGUCGUUCGGAUCCUUAGAGGGAGGCCUGGCGGCAGAGGCAGCGAGGGUAGCGGCUGCGGGGCACCGCGUCGCCGUAGCUAGCCGCCAAAGCAACGCCGUGAGGCCCUUGCUGGAACGCGACAAGAAUGUUUGUCUUCAAGUUGAACAGCUGUAUCAGCAGCUCGUACAGAACCUCGCCGUUGCUGCAACAGGUGCUGCAGCACAAGGAGCAGCUGUGCCGUGCGCGCUGCCUUUACAGGUCCCGUGUGCACUGGCUACGCCCUGCAUCCAGCAGCUGCUGCAGUCUGUUGAGGCAGCCCGGGAGCGGCUGCAUCUGUUGGAGGCUCAGGUUCAAGAGCUGCGUUGUGCCCAGGAGGGGGGCCCCUCCGAUGGAGGUGUGCAUGCGGGGUCGGGUGUGGUGGUUGUUUUUGGCGUGCUGUUGCUGCAUGGGGCUGUGUCUGCUGUUGCUGCUGCUGCUGCUGCUGCUGUUGCUGCUGUUGCUGCACCGCAGGCGCUUGUAUUAGUGGAGGCGGCGCAGGAGGCCCAGGAGGCCCUGGAGCAGGCAGGAGUUAAGGUGCUGCCUCCCAGCGAAGAUGAAGAGCCAGCAGACAUGCAACCCACCCAAGGAGAUAAAGCGUCUUUGGGUGGAGGCGGGGGGGCCCUCCUGGGUACUAACACUUCUCUGCUCGGCAGCCUCCAGCAGCCCAGCACACAGACAGGAGGGGGGGGCCUCUUUGGAUCGUCAGGGGCCCCACAGGGUGGCGGCGGUGGUUUGUUUGGUGGGGCCUCUGGCGGUCUCUUCGGUACACAGAACACAGCCCAGCAGCAGCAGCAACAGCAGCAGCAGCAGCAGGGGGCCCCUGCCACAGGAGGUUUAUUUGGGACGACAGGUGGGGGGGGCCUCUUUGGUGCUGCAACAAAUGCUGCAGGUGGUGGCGCGCAGACAGCAGCAGGAGCUGCAGCACCAAAGACGGGGGGCCUCUUCGGCAGCUCUAGCACAGGAGGUGGGGGCCUCUUCGGUUCGGGGGGCCCCCAGGCCACCACCACCACCGGGGGAGGGGGCCUCUUUGGGGCCUCCAGUAAUACUCAGCAGGGUACUGGGGGGGGCCUCUUCGGCAGCAACCAGCAGCAGCAGCAGCAGCAGCCGCAGCAGCAGCAAACCACAGGGGGCCUAUUUGGGUCCACCACAACAACACCGAGCGGUGGGGGUGGGGGCCUCUUUGGGGCCUCCACAGCGGGGACAGGUGGGGGGUUGUUCGGUAACACCCAGCAGCAGACAAACACUGCAGGGGGAGGGGGCCUCUUUGGGGCCUCGACCAACAACCAACAGGGUACUGGGGGGGGCCUCUUUGGGGCCUCCAGCAACACUCAGCAGGGUACUGGUGGCGGGGGCCUCUUUGGGGCCUCCAGCAAUACUCAACAGGGUACUGGGGGGGGCCUCUUUGGGGCCUCAACUGGCACACAGAAUACUGGGGGGGGCCUCUUCGGGGCCUCCACAGGCACACAGAAUACUGGGGGGGGCCUCUUUGGGGCCCCUAAGACAGGACAAACGGGGGGGGGCCUCUUCGGUAACACCCAGCAAGUUGGGGGGGGUCUGUUUGCGCUUGCUGCAGCAGCAGCAGCAGCAGCAGGUGCAGCAGCAGCAGCAGCAGAAACUUUUGUGUCUCUACCGCUUUGUCGGCCGGAUGAAGAACCGAACGACCCGCCAAUGUCACAAACAGCAUCAGCUGUUGCAGUCAGAAGGGGAGCUCUCGCGGGAGCUGCAUAG